Molecule: messenger RNA, 4537 nt
Organism: Myripristis murdjan (pinecone soldierfish)
Lineage: Eukaryota; Metazoa; Chordata; Actinopteri; Holocentriformes; Holocentridae
Gene: atp13a1
Product: ATPase 13A1
Exons: 25
Coding region: 6-3758 (1250 amino acids)
Biological process (GO): extraction of mislocalized protein from ER membrane; intracellular calcium ion homeostasis; transmembrane transport
Cellular component (GO): endoplasmic reticulum membrane
Molecular function (GO): ATP binding; membrane protein dislocase activity; ATP hydrolysis activity
Source: RefSeq, a predicted model, not a curated record
UACGUAUGCGGAAACAGCGGUGGCAGAACAGGAGCGAUUCAGAAAACGGACUCGAAGGCUGGACUGGACGCCGCUCCGUGUGUAGAGUAGCAUCUGUUUUACCGGCCAUAACACAAAGGGGGCUGGUGGAGGAUAGAGGGGGCCCGGGAAGUGGAGAACGUACAAUGAACGACGCGAAGAAAGAGGGGAAUAUGGCUGCAGACGGGAUUCGUGGGCCGGGUGAGCUGCAAAUGGCCCCCUCUAUGAACCACAACCAGCAUGACAACGGCACCGGCGAUGAGUUGGUGAGCUCGGUGACGCUGUACAGGCGAAGGCCCCGGCUACUACACGGCACCGUCCUCCCGUUUCUGGCUGUUCUCUACCCCGGCUGGCUGUACGUGUGGUUAGGGGUGUACGGAGCCUCGGAGUAUCCAGAGGCAGGCCUACUGGCGCUGGCUGCCAUCGGGAUUGCGCACGUCCUUACAGCGCUUUCUGGUUAUUGGUCCGUGCACGCGCACUGUUGGCUCACUUGCUCCAAGGAACCAGACCCACGCAAGGCCACGCUGGCAAAGGUCAUACCCACCCCGAACAAUGGCUCCGCUGAACUUGUGACACUUCAGAGGGACCAGGACGAGGAUGGUGAGGGGAUCCUGUCCUUCGAGUUUCAGAAGAUCCGCUACAUCUUUGACAGCAAAGAGAAGAAGUGUUUCCUUCCAGUGGCGUUUCCCAUCAGUAACCCGAUGGGCUAUUUUCAAUCCUGGCGCGGCUACCAGGAGGAGGCCGACCUCAGAGCCGCAGAGAAGCGCUACGGCACCAACCGCGCUGAGAUGGUGGUGCCAGAUUUCCUUGAGCUCUUUAAAGAGAGGGCCACUGCUCCCUUCUUUGUGUUCCAGGUGUUCUGCGUGGGGCUGUGGUGCCUGGAUGAAUACUGGUACUACAGUGUUUUCACACUCUUCAUGCUGGUGGCAUUUGAGGCCUCACUGGUCCAGCAGCAAAUGAGAAAUAUGUCUGAAAUCCGCCGCAUGGGGAACAAGCCCUACAUGAUCCAGGUAUAUCGUAACAGGAAGUGGAGACCUGUGUCAAGUGAUGAACUUGUCCCUGGUGACAUCAUCUCUGUAGGACGUUCACCCCAGGAGAACUUGGUACCGUGUGAUGUUCUGCUACUUCGGGGCCGUUGCAUCGUGGAUGAGGCCAUGUUGACUGGAGAGUCUGUGCCCCAGAUGAAGGAACCAAUCGAAGACCUGGACCCAGAGCGAAUCCUGGACCUGCAGACAGACUCCCGUCUCCAUGUCAUCUCUGGGGGGACCAAAGUGGUCCAGCACAGCCCUCCUCUAAAGGCCAGUGCUGGACUCAAACCUGUAGACAAUGGCUGCGUGGCCUACGUACUGAGAACAGGAUUCUACACCUCUCAGGGUAAACUGCUGCGGACCAUCCUCUUUGGUGUGAAGAGAGUGACGGCAAACAAUUUGGAGACCUUUAUCUUCAUCCUUUUCCUCCUCGUGUUUGCCAUCGCUGCAGCUGGCUAUGUGUGGGUAGAAGGGACCAAGGAUGUGAGCAGGAACCGCUACAAGCUGUUUCUGGAGUGCACCCUGAUCCUCACCUCAGUGGUUCCUCCAGAGCUUCCCAUAGAACUCUCUCUGGCCGUGAAUACCUCCCUCAUCGCUCUGGCCAAACUUUAUGUAUUCUGCACCGAGCCUUUCAGGAUACCAUUUGCAGGGAAAGUGGAGGUGUGCUGUUUUGACAAAACGGGAACCCUGACCAGUGACAGUCUGGUGGUACGAGGAGUAGCAGGCCUUAGAGAAGGGAAGGAGGUGAUGCCAGUGUCUGAGAUCCCAGUGGAGACCCAUCGGGUGGUCGCCACCUGCCACUCACUAGUCACUCUGGAUGAUGGACAGCUGGUUGGAGAUCCACUGGAGAAGGCCAUGCUGACUGCCGCUGACUGGAGCCUCACUAAAGAUGAGAAAGUAUUUCCACGUGGCAUCAAAACCCAGGGACUAAAGAUCCACCAGCGCUUCCACUUUGCCAGCGCUCUAAAGAGGAUGUCGGUCCUGGCCUCCUAUGAGAAACUGGGCUCCACUGAGCUCUGCUACAUCUCCACUGUCAAAGGAGCCCCAGAGACUCUAAGGGGAAUGUUUUCACAGUGUCCGGCGAGCUAUGAUGAGGUCCACAGGGAAAUGUCCCGGGAAGGAGCCAGAGUGCUCGCCUUGGGCUACAAAGAGAUAGGACACCUCAGCCAUCAGCAGGUCCGGGAGAUGAGUCGAGACGCUCUGGAGUGUGAUUUGCAUUUUGCUGGGUUCAUGGUUGUUUCCUGCCCCCUCAAGAGCGACAGCAAGGCCGUCAUCAGAGAGAUCCAAGAAGCAUCACAUCACGUGGUGAUGAUCACGGGUGACAACCCCCUAACGGCGUGCCAUGUAGCCAAAGAGCUGCACUUCAUCCAGAAAGAACACACACUUAUACUGCAGCCAGGCCCCAAACAGGGUGAGUGGCAGUGGGAGUCCAUAGAUGGCACUGUGUGUAUACCGCUUCCCCCUCCCUCAGUUUCCUCGUUUGUCCGUCAGUUUGACCUGUGUGUAACAGGGGAGGGGCUCACCAGACUGAGCUAUGACCCCCGACUACUCCACACACUCCUGCCUCACGUACGAGUGUUUGCCCGGGUUAGCCCAAAACAGAAGGAGUUUGUGAUCACGAGUUUAAAGGGGCUGGGUUAUGUGACUUUGAUGUGUGGUGACGGUACAAACGAUGUCGGAGCGCUCAAACACGCCCACAUAGGUGUCGCUCUGCUGGCCAACGCCCCUGAGCGCAUGCCCGAGAAAAAGAAAAGGGGGCGAGAGAAGGAGACGUCGACAGCAGAGUCCAGACCUUUACCACCUGUCACAAGUUCAGGAAGCAAACUGAGCUCCAGGGCAGCGAGGCAGAGGGUGAUGGCCCAGAGGGAAGAGCAGCUUGCAGCACAGAAGGAGAGGAUCAGUCAAGUUUUACGGGAGCUUGAAGAGGAUCAGAUACAAGUAGUGAAACUGGGAGAUGCCUCCAUUGCGGCUCCAUUCACCUCAAAACUCUCCUCCAUACAAUGCAUCUGCCAUGUAAUAAAACAGGGCCGCUGCACACUGGUGACAACACUCCAGAUGUUUAAGAUCCUCGCUCUGAACGCCCUGGUGCUGGCCUACAGCCAGUCUGUGCUCUACCUCGAGGGAGUCAAGUUCAGUGAUUUCCAGGCUACCCUGCAGGGCCUCCUGCUGGCUGGCUGCUUCCUCUUCAUCUCUAGGUCAAAGCCACUAAAAACCUUGUCUCGGGAGCGGCCAUUGCCAAACAUCUUCAAUCUUUACACGGUCUUGACUGUGCUGCUGCAGUUUGCGGUUCACUUCUGCAGUCUGGUAUACCUUUACAAAGGGGCGCAGAGCAGAAGUCCUCCCAGAGUGGAGCAAUUUGUCGAUCUGUAUAAAGAGUUUGAACCCAGUCUCAUCAACAGCACUGUGUACAUAAUGUCCAUGGCCAUGCAGAUGGCCACCUUCGCCAUUAACUACAAGGGUCACCCGUUCAUGGAGUCUCUCAGUGAGAAUCGUCCACUGCUAUGGAGCAUUGCCCUGUCAGGCUUAGCCAUUGUGGGACUUCUAACUGGUUCCUCACCAGAAUUCAACGAGCAGUUUGCCCUUGUAGAUAUCCCGACCGAGUUCAAACUGAUCAUCGCCCAGGUUCUCGUGGUGGACUUUGUCGCCGCUCUGCUGGUGGACCGUGUCUUGCAGUUCCUGCUGGGCAAAGGAACUCUCAGGCUGCCUUCUUGAUCUCAUGCCAACAGCAACCGCUGCCCUUAGCAACCAAACUGUAAAGGGAGAGAAAACUUUCGAGGAGGAGAUAUAAAGCUGUUGUGACACGCACAAGACAGCUGAGACAGUCAUGGCGCGCAGUACUGCACAUUCCCAUGUGUACCCCCCCUUAUUCAUCCCUCUGCUCUGCCCCUCACUCACCAGCUCUGUUAGCAUUUCUUCGUCAGCUUUCUUUCCAUUUAUUUUUUUAUGAUUCAUUUUUUUUUUUUGGUGGUUUUCUUUUACCCUGUCUAGCCUGCUUUAUCUCCUCCUCCCCCUCUUUCAGAAGGCCAAGAAGACAGCAGUAUUGUGUGGAGAGCCGAGACUGUGUGCCAGCCAAUGUGAAACAGGACACACAACAGGGGCAUUCUCCGAGAGAAUUGCAAAGUAUAUGGAUUUUUUUGAUUUCUCUCCUUGAUUUUGUAAAAAGUGAAAAAUCUCUUACAGACUUAUAAAAAGACUUACAGAUACAAAUUAUGGAGUUUGUCCAGUGUUUUUUCAUGUGCACAGAUGAAAAAAAAAAGUGUCUGUAAAUGGAAAGCAUAUGAGGCUGUGCGAGUAUGUCUAGCAAAUGGAGACGAACAGUUACAGUCCAUGAAAUGGGUUUGUGAGGAAAUGGCUAAUUGAUGAGGACACAUGAGUACACUGUGACAGUACAAAGGGAAAGGAGUUUAUUUAACUCCUGAUAUCCAUCUCAUAUGGAUCACGGGACAAAUGUAACUGGCCAAGAAUAAAUGUGCCAUCUGGUAGCUUUUGAA